AAUGCACUUGCAAUAUUCCGAUCUCAAAAGAUCAAUCAAAUUGAAUUUACUCUUGAUAACGCUGCGGCAAAGCUCCAGGCUACUGUCCAUACCGAUGAAGGACUCAUCAAACGUUAUGCGUUCAACUGCUUGGAUGGGGAGGUACUGCAAGCGACCGUGGACCAUGCCGCGUAUCCCACCAUGGUCAUCGCAGAGGCAUCCGAGCUCGAAAAACUGCUAUCCUCCUUCCAGCACACCCUGGACGAAAUCACCCUCAUCGCCAACCCGCUUGGCGCGGCCGCACUCGCCAACGGCCACAAGGCCUGUGAGAUACGCAGCUUCGUGGACCCGCUCAAGGGUGGCCAAGAGUCCGCCCUCAUGACCAGCCUGACGUUGGACACCCGAUCCGUGUUCACCUCCUACUCGCAUAGCUCCCCGCUGGCUGCGGACGUCACCUUCAACGUCAAGGACUUCCGUGCCAUGACGGCGCUGUGUACGGCACUGGGCGCUGACGUGGCGCUGUGGCUGCAGAUGGCGGGCGCACCGCUGGUGGUGGAGCCCCACUUCCGGGGCCUGCGGGAGGGCGCUGAGACGGACUUCCAGGCCAUGCUGGUGCUCUCCACCCUCACAGACUCGCAGCUGGGACCUGAACAUCACGCACUGCAGCAGCAGCAGCAGCAGCAGCAAGAUGCGCAGGAGGAGGAGGAGCAACAGCAAUUACAGCCACAGCCACAGCCACAGCAGCAGCACCACACGGAGGAUCCGCAACGGCAGCCCUGGAUCACGGCCGACGCGGAGGCAGAGGCGGAGCCGCCGAGUCCGUACGACGGUACGGGUCGUGGCGGCACGAGAGCGACAAGCAGCGGCCGUGGCCGCGGACUGGAGGACGACAUUCCCGCGCGCCGUACCGGCCGGCCGCCCCGGGGGCCGCCUUCCCACACUCAAGCCAACGGCAGGGGCAGGGACAGCCGCCGCUGGGACUGCAGUGGCCGAGUGACCCACGGGUCAGAGGGGGAGCUACUGGAGGCUGUGGCGAUGCCCAUGCAGCUACGGGGCAUCACUCUCAUCAUCAUCAUCACAGUUACCAUCAAGAGCAGCAGCAGUACCUGCAGUUCCCAAGGGGUCCAGCUGCGCCGCUGGCGGACACGGCGGGGCCCACCACUUCUGCUCAUGGCGCUGCGGGGCCCCAGCCCGAUGACUCGCAGGACCCUGAGGGCCUGCCGGGCAUGCUGCGGUCGCCGUACGGGCGCCAGCAGCCGCGGGGCCAGCAGGUCCCAGGGGCCGCCGGGAACCCGUCCUUUGGCGGCAGCUACAGCGUCACAGAUCUACGUCUCGCUCAGGCAGCAGCAGCAGAAGCUGGAGCUGGACAGCACCACCCUCCGAAUGCAGCAGCAGCAGCGGCACGGCCCACAGGCUGAUUUGUACGCGGCAGCGGCGCCGCAGCCAUGGGCCGUAUUUCCACAAGCCGGCGUGGAUGGACAGAUGCAACAACAGCAGCAGCCUCAGGAACUGCUGCCGCGGCAGCAACAUGCGGAGCGCAUGGUGGUUGAUCACGCGGAGAUGUUUGGUGAGGAUGAUGGUGACGGCGGUGAUGGUGGAUACUACGAUGUGAAUGUGGAGGACGAUGACGAUGAUGAGGAGCUGCCUGCGACACCGCCGGAACAGUUACAGACUCGGUCCCUUGGGGCGGGCGUGUUGGGCGGCCUGGGAGGGGACCAGGCGGCGGGGUAG
This is a messenger RNA of Volvox carteri f. nagariensis, 1710 nucleotides long. RefSeq lists its product as uncharacterized. The annotation marks the transcript as partial. NCBI's taxonomy places the organism in Eukaryota, Viridiplantae, Chlorophyta, Chlorophyceae, Chlamydomonadales, Volvocaceae. The transcript is spliced from 10 exons. Gene Ontology annotation, biological process: mitotic intra-S DNA damage checkpoint signaling; cellular response to ionizing radiation; DNA replication checkpoint signaling. The record is from RefSeq and is a predicted model, not a curated record. Gene Ontology annotation, cellular component: checkpoint clamp complex.